GUUGCUCCGGACCUUGCUCGCUACUCCGGAGGCGCGCUGCCCGCUCCCUUGCCCGCGGCUCUGUUCUCUCUUCCCGAAGCCUCGGCCUCUGUCCUGACCCCGCCCUCUCCAAGGGAAAGUUAGUCGAAAGCGCUGCCUAGGAUGCAAAGUCCACCGCAGCAUGGCAGCCAGGCGUGCCCGGCAGCUGGGUACGGCCGGCGCCCCCCUUUUCUUAGGGGGCUGUCGGUGCAGCCAUUCGGGAACGAGGGUCUCCCUGAAACGCGAAUACGACGCCAUCGUGAUCGGAGCAGGACACAACGGACUGGUGGCUGCUGCCUACCUGCAGAAGGGAGGGUUAAAAACAGCUGUGCUGGAGAGAAGACAUUUGGUGGGGGGCGCUGCAGUCACUGAAGAGAUUAUCCCAGGUUUUCGCUUUUCUAGAGCUUCCUAUUUACUCAGCCUGCUGAGACCCCAGAUCUAUUCAGAGUUGGAACUGAAGAGGCAUGGCUUAAGAGUACUCCUGCGUGACCCUUAUUCCUUCACCCCACUGUUGGAGGAUAGUCAGGGUGGAAGACCCCCCCGCUCACUGCUGUUGGGGCACAACACGGCUGAAACGCAGUCCCAGAUCACUCAGUUCUCUGUGAAGGAUGCCCAGGCCUUUCCCAAGUAUGAAGCAUUCAUGAGCCGCUUGGUGUCCGCCAUAGACCCUUUGCUAGACACCUGUCCUGUGGACAUGGCCAUGUUCAGUCAGGGCUCUCUGCUGCAGCGUCUGAGGGCCCUGCGAGGCGUGCAGAUCCUGUUUCGUGCGGGCCUUGCUCUGGGGAAACAGCUUCCCCAGUAUUAUCAGGUCCUCACAGCCCCCAUUUCCAAGAUCUUGGAUCUCUGGUUUGAGUCGGAGCCGCUGAAAGCAACGCUGGCUACAGAUGCCUUGAUUGGUGCCAUGGCUGGUCCCCAUACACCAGGCAGCGGGUAUGUGUUGCUGCACCAUGUCAUGGGUGCCCUGGAAGGGCGCCAGGGGGCCUGGGGCUAUGUGACUGGUGGCAUGGGGGAGCUCUCCCAAGCCUUGGCUCGUGCUGCUACCAUGCUUGGGGCUGAAAUCUUCACGAAGAAGACGGUUGCCAAGAUUCUUCUAAGCUCUGAUGGGAAGGUGCAAGGUGUCAGCCUCCAGGAUGGGACUGAAGUGAAGAGCCACAUGGUGCUAUCCAAUGCGUCUCCACAGCUCACCUUCCUGGAAUUGACCCCAAAGGAGCAACUGCCAUCGGAGUUUGUGCAGAGACUCUCACAAUUUGAUACACGCUCUCCGGUCACCAAGAUCAACGUGGCUGUGGAUCGACUGCCCAAUUUCCUUGCAGCUCCGAAUACCAGCAGUGGGUGCCCUUUGCCCCAUCAUCAGUGCUCCAUCCACCUGAACUGUGAAGACAUGCACACGCUUCACCUGGCCUUUGAGGAUGCCUGUCACGGAAGGCCUUCUAGCAGGCCUAUGAUUGAACUGUGCAUCCCAUCUGCCCUGGACCCCACACUGGCUCCCCCUGGCUGCCACGUGGUCUCUCUUUUCACUCAGUACACUCCUUACACACUGGCUGGAGAGAAGCAAUGGGAUAAUGAAGAGCGUGAGGCCUAUGCUGACCAAGUGUUUGAUUGUGUCGAGGCCUAUGCACCUGGGUUCAAAGCCUCCGUCAUCGGUAGGGAUAUUCUAACACCUCCAGAUCUUGAACGGAUCUUUGGCUUACCUGGUGGGAAUAUUUUUCACGGGGCCAUGUCUUUGGACCAGCUGUAUUUUGCCCGGCCCGUGCCCUCCUACACCAGCUACCGGUCUCCAGUUCAAGGCCUGUACCUCUGUGGGAGUGGCGCUCAUCCUGGAGGAGGUGUAAUGGGAGCUGUGGGCUGCAAUGCUGCUAGAACAGCUCUGGAGGAUUUUAAGAAACGGUGACUUGGUCAGGGCACUUGGGCUGCCCUGGCUCAGAAGAUUGGACCAGCCGGCAGUCGAGCAACCAGAAGCAACUCUGCUGAGGGGUUUCUCUAGACCUUGCCGUCCUCAAGCACCACGCUCCUGGGAAUCUACUGCAGCGGAUCAUGAGAUGGACAGUGCCCCUGCAGCAGGCACAUGCAUGCCACUAGCCCAUUAGUUGCAGGCUGGUUGCUGGCUGACGACCUCCUCCCACCGUGCUUCUGUUUAGCCAGGAGUUGUGCUUUCUUCGAAAGGUUCUGGUGUUCAUUCUGCUUGAUGAGUUCCUCCUAGGCCAUUUUGAGAGAUGGAUCCUGUUGUUCCCACACAAGAAGAGGCACUAUUUAGAGUCAUGGUCUGUGUGGGCUGCAAGGAAACAGCGUUCCCUUGGGCAGGGUGGGCCAGCGUUUUUGACAGUACCAUGCUACGCAGAGUUAAGACCUUCUGAGGCCACUGACUUUGAUGGGUUUAAAUGGGUGGCACUAUUUCAGAUCGCACAGUUACACUCUCUGAGUUUCGUUGUUUCAUCAGGUGGCCCUUAGCAUUAGUGUGCCUUCCAAAAAGGCACAGUGUGCAGUACAAUUCUAAGCAGAAUUGCACCUUUCUUUGUCAAUUGACAUCAAUAGGCUUAGAAGGGUGUAACUCUCCUCAAAAUUGCAUUGUUAAGUGCUGAACUUAAAGGAACUAUUUACUGUUUUCUGUUCCUUAAUGUGUUAAAACCUGGGCAUUGUGCAGCUCUGGGCUCCAAACAUGUCACCCUCCUCCCCUAAUGACUCGGAGGCCAGAUGCCUGGUCUCCUGAUGUCAGGAAAGUGAGGAACAGAUCCAAGCUACACUCCCAUCUUAACCAAAGGACAGGGACAGUCUGCUAGUGCUCAGUAUCACCUGACCUUUUGCUCCGUAGCCAAAGUCUGUUCAUGCCUCGCUGAGUCUCUUUCCGAAGGGCCGUAUUUCUCACUCGCAAAGAACAGCUGCUUGCAAACAUCUCUCUGUGUUCUGGCUGCAAAUCCCAGCUGGGCAGUGGCCAGAAGUCAGCUGACCUCUCUGGCAGGAACCAAUCUGUUCACAAAUCACUUAAGCCAGUGCACUUGGCUUUAAUCCAGUUCAAUUCCGCUGAAAACCUUUUGAAUAAAUCAGCUUAAAUCUAAAUACUCCAGUUUAAUUAGUGCAUGGACUGCUGCCAAAGUGUGUUGACACAGUAAGGGAAAAAAAUCGAUAACUUACCUUCCUCCCGAGCAAUGAUGGAUUGAUUUCAUGUGCAGGAAUGAUUGAAAAAUCAUUACCAGUUGUCCAUUUAGAAAAUGUGUAUUCAAAGAUUAAAGAGCCUUUAAAAAAGAAAGAAAACUUGAUCUUUUAUAAUAAUAUCACUCAUCUUUGUAGGGAUGUAUCAACCAAGGGCAAGCAAAAAAGGCAAAGCUGAAACACACAGCUGGAUUGUUGGCUGUCUGCAGGUGCUCUUUCCUAAGGUACUGCUGUCAAGCAACUUCCAUUCAUUUCAAUGAAGGUGGUUUGGAAACCAGUCACAAAAUGACAUUGAAAUGAAUAGAGGUUGUGAAGCAGCUAUAGGUGGGCUUUUCUGGGGAGGACAGUGGAAGUCCAUCAAUUAGUGCUGACAAACUUGUUUGUGUAUGUAAAAUCUAUACAAUUGCUGAUGCAUAUUAAACAUUUUACAUGAUGAAA
Molecule: messenger RNA, 3603 nt
Organism: Eublepharis macularius
Lineage: Eukaryota; Metazoa; Chordata; Lepidosauria; Squamata; Eublepharidae
Gene: PYROXD2
Product: pyridine nucleotide-disulphide oxidoreductase domain 2
Exons: 16
Coding region: 161-1909 (582 amino acids)
Molecular function (GO): oxidoreductase activity
Source: RefSeq, a predicted model, not a curated record